AUGCCUGUGAGCCCGCUGACGCCAAAGUCGAAGCGAAGCGCUUUCGGGAAGAGCAUUGCCCAGAAUUGCUCCGACAAUUUGGAUCUGAUUGAUCAGGACCAGUCAGGAGACUUGGACCAUGCAGAGGUUGAAACUCUGCUGGCUGCAAUGGGGUUGCAAGGCGACGACAGUAAGAACAUAUUGCUCGCAAUUUUCCGAGAUGGUGGCCGCAAGACGAAUCACUUGGAGCUCACGGAAGCAAUUCUGGAUAAUUCUGAUUUGGACCAGGAAACGCUGGAAGUGAUGCUGGGACGCGUGGCACUGUUCGGAAAGGUGUUUCGCCGUCUGGAUGCGAAUGGAGAUGGGCAGCUUAGCCUUUCCGAGAUCAUCAAGAUGAUGGAGAUGCUGAAUAUCGAUACAAAGCUGGCAGCAGACAUGAUGGCUUUUCUUGAUGCUGAUGACUCUGGUGAAGUAACCUGGCAGGAGUUUGUGCGGGGUGUCUGCAGCAAUCAGUUCAAAGUCCUCUUCCCAGAGAUCACCUUGGAAGCCCUGGUGGAUUUGCCCUCGAGUCUCCAGUGGGACAAGUUCGUGAGUGAGCAUGAGCAGGUCUCGGCAAUAAGAGGACUACCAACAGUUGAAAAAACACUGUACUGGGUACUGUCGCUGAUGUAUGGCAGCUCUUCACAUCGGCGCAUAUCCCCGGAAGACGACGAGGAUCUGCGGAGUCUCCUGCACAGCAGCGACCAGGUCGUCAAGAGGCUGAGUGAAAAAUCCGGCCGGAAGUCGGGCCAAUCCGGUUUGGACACUGCGAUUGCAAACGUGCAGGAGCCAGUGCAGCCCCUAACCCUGGAGAGAGAAGCCCUCCCUUCAACGGCACCUCCCUGCAUGGCGCAUGUUGAGGCGGUGUCGAAGGGAGCCUUUGCUGUGUCCGACAUUCCUGCGUUGGUGAAGACCAUGAACCAGAAGACUGUCGUGGUGGUCACACGAAAGCAGCCCAAGCAUCCCUCGAAAGUGCAGCCAGCGACCCUCCGCCUGGGCCAUGCCUUUUCGGGGACCCAUACGAUCGUCGUCCGGAAGGAGGCCAAGGAUCCCACCUCCGCCUACGCUCGUCCGGCCUCUGUCCAACUCAAGGUGCCAAUGCCAGCCUUGCCGGAAAAAGCAGAAGCUCCGGAGCCUGGGGAUUUCCAGCUGGUGCACUUCCCUGUCGCAGAGGAGAUGCCUCCGCCCACGGCAGCCCCGCCGGUUCUCCAGAAACGCCGGAGCAGCUUGACAAGCGCUUGGCCUUCCUGUUUUCCCGUCACUCGCUGA
This is a messenger RNA of Symbiodinium necroappetens, 1287 nucleotides long. Lineage: Eukaryota; Dinophyceae; Suessiales; Symbiodiniaceae. The record is from the annotation of a GenBank genome assembly.